AUGUCAUUCGAGGUCCAAUUCGCCUCUCCAGGCGACUCACCGAGCCUCACAGAGACCUUCCUCUGCACAUUCGCGGACGACUUCAACAGAACCAUGUUCCCACCAACACCGGAAGUCCGCGCAUGGCUCGAACGAACAUUCCUAGCCGUCGACCUCUCAAAAACGUACCAGGUUAUGCUCAAAAUAGUUGACCCGUCCAAUCCGAGCAUUGUAGCGGCAUUCGCGAAGUGGGCACGUCCCCUGCAUGCAGGCGCGGAUCAGGAUCGGCAUGAUCCCGCGCCCUCGUGGCCUGUGGAUGGCGAUGCGGAUCUACGUGAGAUGUUUUUUGGAAUGAUGGAAAGGCAUCAUGAGGAACUUAUGGGUGGGAGGCCUCAUUACUACCUCGAAAUGCUGGGCGUGCACCCUUCAUUCCAGGGUCGAGGUUUAGCCUCUAAAUUGUUGAAGUGGGGACUUGCUCGUGCAGACGAGGAGGGCGUCGAGGUCUACUUGUCCAGUUCGCCUGAGGGUCGGCCUAUGUAUGAAAAGAAUAAAUUUGAGCAAACUAAAUACCCCUUCUCGCCUUGGCCUGGGUACGAGCAGGUCAAUAUGAUCCGGCCAGCUAAGAAAUGA
Molecule: messenger RNA, 609 nt
Organism: Penicillium argentinense
Lineage: Eukaryota; Fungi; Ascomycota; Eurotiomycetes; Eurotiales; Aspergillaceae
Exons: 2
Coding region: 1-609 (202 amino acids)
Molecular function (GO): acyltransferase activity, transferring groups other than amino-acyl groups
Source: RefSeq, a predicted model, not a curated record